AUGGCUCUGGUGUAUUAUGACCAGGGGCGCUUCCCAGAAGCAAUGACAAUGAAUACAAAAGCCUUGGAACUGAUGAAAAAGCAACUCGGAGAAGAGCACAUUCAAGUGGCCGAAAUUUACCAUAACAUGGGCAAUAUACUCCGCACUAUAAACUUUGCAGAAUGUAUGGAAAUGUUGGACAAGGCCUUGCAACUCAAAUCCAAAAUCCUUUCACCAGCACAUGCUUCCAUUGGAGAUACCCAUUGUCGUAAGGGCGAUGCCUUUUUGGCCAAUAGCCACCUUGACAAAGCCUUGGAAUCCUAUCAAAAGGCAUUGUAA
This is a messenger RNA of Cylindrotheca closterium, 318 nucleotides long. Lineage: Eukaryota; Bacillariophyta; Bacillariophyceae; Bacillariales; Bacillariaceae. The record is from the annotation of a GenBank genome assembly.